AUGGAUUACAUCAACUACUGUAUCGUUUUAGAUCCAUAUAAGUGGCUAGGAUCUCAGCUGGGAUCCAUUAUGUCCUACUCAAAGAGCAUCAACUCUAGUCAUAGGGCUUAUGGCAGCUUCGGACCAAACUCGAAAGCUUCAGCACUUUUUGAUGCAGCCUUUUCAAAACCCUUACCAAAGAAACGCUUUCAAAAUCAGAGAUCUUCGAAUACAUCGGGUGACACUGCUGCGGUAGAUUCGUUACCAUCAGUGUCGGAAGGGGAACCAGCUCAUGGAUCGCCUAAACAAGUCUUUUCGCCACCCAUCAGUUUGCCAGAAAGCACAUCUACAGAUGGAACAACGGAAAAUGACAACGGUCUGUCGAGCAGCAGCAGUGAUGAAGACAGUCAACCAGUCCCAAACCAGGAAAGGAGUGCCGUAUCAGCCGCUUCCUCUACAUCUUCUUUGAACAGUGCUAUGCAAGCUACUGGGCUGCGCUCAUCGCGUUCGCCUCGUCCGCAUAGUGGAGCGGUGCGCACUUCUUCGUCUGCCUUCGAUUUUGACGAUAAAGACGACUCCCCUCCACCUUCGGUCAAGAGAAGCAAGAUGUCACCACCAUCUUCUUCUUCUUCCAAGUUUGCUGUACCCAAGGAGCGUCGCCCGGUAUAUCAGCACAAGUGGACAGAAAAUGAUGAGGAUGAAAAUGAAAACAGUAACGAAGCUGAUGCUGAGGAAACAGCUGCGCCAGCUGCAGUGGGGCCAUCAGCUGCAACUCAACGCUUACCCAUCUACAGAAGUAAUGAAGGCGCAAGAGUGCACAAAGUGAAAGAGGCCCAUCAAUGUCUUGAGUCUGGAGAGCACGAUGAUUUCAAGCAGGAUAUCGAGUACAUCCUCAGCACUAUGAAAGGGGAUUCAUCUGCCAAUAUCAAGUGCUUGAGUACCAUAUCGCUGGCUCGAAAAUGCGUUUCACCUGAGUUUCGACAAUUCAUCCGUAGCGAAGGUCUCGUCUCCAAUGUUUUCAAAGGUCUAGCGGAGGCUGCUAGUGAUCAGAAUUUUGCUUUAUGUGCUUCGACAGUGAUUUAUCUGAUGUCGAGAGAUUUCAUCUCUAUCCACGUCGAUGCACAUUCACUGAGGUUACUGUCGCAGUUGCUGCGUAUCGAAAAGUUGGACCAGAAUGAAGAGCAGAAGAAAUAUGCGGCUAUGGUGUGGGAAGUUUUUACCAGCUAUCUUGAACGUAUGGAGGCCGUGGGAAAGAAGAUCGUCUUUCAUCUGACUCAGGAUCAACUCACACCGUCCGGUCUAAUUCUGGAAGCCUUAGUGUUUAUACUCGCUCGUUCUACUGAUGAAAACUUGAAGACCGAACUUUUGAAUCUUGGCAUCCUUCAAUAUAUCGUUGGUAAAAUCGAGAAGAUCGUCCUGAGGCUCUUACACGAUAAACUCACAGAAGCCGAGACUCUACAGCAACUAGUUGUGCUAGAAAGAUGUUUUAGAAUUCUUGAAUCCUGCACCUUAUUCCACAAGAAGAACCAAGCGUUUUUGAUAUCUCAUCGUGGUAGUUUGUUAAUUCAAAUGUGUGGGAAAUUGAUGAGUAUUAUCCACGAUACAAUCAGCAAUUGUGCUGUCGGUUCGGAACUGGCAAGCUCUCAUAUAACAUGCCUAUCACUGAUGGCUCGGGUUCUUAUGAACCUUUCGCAUGAAAAUGAGCUGUGUUGCACUAAAUUAGGACAAGUCCCUGGCUUCCUGCCGCUGUGUCUAUCCUCCUACACAUUCUUAGCGCCAAAAUUUGCUCCUGAUGAUAAAAAGUUCGACCUUUAUGUAAUGAUGACGUCCUUAUGCGUGAAUUUGGUAGAGAGGUGCAAUUCUAACCGCCGUAAACUUAUCGACACAUCGGUAAAAGUCUACUCGGAAGAGAAUGGUGAAGUAACAGAACACAAAGCAUUGGAUGCUUUGUCAAUCCUUUUCACCAUCCAUGAAGCGAAAGCUCGAAAUAUCGAUGAGGAUUUGGACAAAGAUCUAGCUUUUGAGGAACCAGUAGAUGAAGAGAAUGGAGACACUGAUGAAGAAGUCAAAGACGAUGGUCGACUAGACAGGGCGAAGUUGAACGAGAUGAGCGAAAGUGAAAUGCUUCAAGCUGUCCAGGAUGCUAUGAGCAAAGCAUCCGCGCACAUGGAAGAUAGUGUAGUUGCUUCCUACGUCGCUCUUCUGAUUGGUUGCCUUCUGCAGCAAAAUGAGGGGCACGUUGCUGCUGUUCGUUCGCACCUUAAAGACGGAUCACUUUCUUCAAUGAUUGACCAGCUGCAGCGCUUCCUUGACUUCAUGAAAAUAGCAAGCAAAAAGAGCAACGGCUGUCGAUCAAUUGAACGUAUCAUUGACUUGCUGGACCGAUUAAAUUGAUUCUCCUGCAAUAACAUUCUUAACGUUUUUAACAUUUCUCAUGACAAGCAGUAAGUCCUUAUUUUUUUUUUGAAAAUUCUCUAGGCUAAAGAUUACUUCCUGUAUAUAACAUAAGAUCUUGUUCACAAUCAAUAUGGUUGUCAUGUACGUUGGCAGAGAUUUGUACUCUCCGGUUCACUAUAAUACGACUGGUUACCAAUGAAAUUCAUUAUUCCUUUCAAUCUCUUCUAGCUUUUUGCCUAAUUAUUUGCUUGUUCAUAUUGUAAUAUGCAUUAGCGUGUGUUAUCGUCACAAAGCACUUCGAUUGCAUUGUAUUUCAAGCGUCCAUGUACAAUUUCAGUUAUUUGUGAUUGUUAGACUGAUUUCUCGAGAUUAUAAAGAAUUCCAU
Cylicocyclus nassatus is the source of this 2761-nucleotide messenger RNA. NCBI's taxonomy places the organism in Eukaryota, Metazoa, Nematoda, Chromadorea, Rhabditida, Strongylidae. The record is from the annotation of a GenBank genome assembly.